UACACCAUUACUUCCCCCCUCUCUUUAUAUUCUCACCACAUAUGAUGAGUCUGACAACAUACUACAAGUAAUUUCACUUUCACAAUCACACAUAUAUGGGAGCUCGAUCUCAAAAAAAGUUCAGAGGCGUACGUCAACGCCAUUGGGGUUCUUGGGUUUCCGAAAUUCGACAUCCUUUAUUGAAAAGAAGGGUAUGGCUAGGAACGUUUGAGACCGCAGAAGAAGCAGCUAAAGCCUAUGAUGAAGCCGCGAUUCUAAUGAGCGGUCGCAAUGCCAAAACAAACUUUCCUAUUGUGAAACCGGAGUCGGACAGUAGCAGUACUUCACCUUCACCUUCACCAUCAACUACGAAUACAUCUUGUUCCUCUAGUAGUACUCUUUCCACAAUGCUAAGUGCCAAGCUUCGGAAAUGCUGCAAGUCGCCUUCCCCUUCGUUGACAUGUCUAAGGCUAGACACGGAGAGUUCUCAUAUUGGAGUGUGGCAGAAAAGGGCGGGGGUACAUUCGGAUUCCAACUGGGUCAUGACCGUAGAGCUCGACAAGAACAAGAAGAAGCAGGCCGCCAAUACUACUAUUCAUGAUCAGGAAAACCUUAUUAAAGAGGAAUUAGGCGUGACUUCUGAUCAAGUUGAAGGUUGUCGUACAAGUAAUGACGAAGAGGAUAAAAUUGCUUUGCAAAUGAUUGAAGAACUCCUCAACUCAAACUAACUACAUCCCUGGCUAGUAGAUGUAGCUGCUAUAAAUUAUGUAGAAUAAAUUAAUCUGUCACUAGUGUACGUAAUUCUCGAAUUAAAGGGAUCGAUGGCCGGCUUUUUCAAGUUUAAUUAGUGUUUUUCUUUUUCUUUUUUAAGAGGUGAUUCGUGUGAUUGUAUCUUGCAUAAAAUUAUAUCACAAUAUAUAUAUAUAGCAUACUACAGUACUUUUUAGUUUAGUUGUGAAGU
Erigeron canadensis is the source of this 940-nucleotide messenger RNA. Its product is annotated as ethylene-responsive transcription factor WIN1-like. Gene Ontology annotation, molecular function: DNA-binding transcription factor activity; DNA binding. Gene Ontology annotation, biological process: regulation of DNA-templated transcription. The record is from RefSeq and is a predicted model, not a curated record. NCBI's taxonomy places the organism in Eukaryota, Viridiplantae, Streptophyta, Magnoliopsida, Asterales, Asteraceae. Bases 96 to 707 code for a protein of 203 amino acids. The transcript has 2 exons.